AAUGUCUCAAAAAUCAAACGACACCACAUUCUCGGUCAGAGCCGCGCUCUUCGCAUCACCCGUCGGCUCAUCAUCAGCAGUUCCAAAGAAGAAAGUGGCUCGAGAGGUGCCACGUGCAGGGCCGCCAGUUUUUGCCCUCGAGCACGAUGUUUCGGAAGUCACCGACAGAAAUAAAGACGGCACCUUUCUGGCUGCAGACGCGUGCGCUAGUGGCCCUACUUUGAAGGUUCCAGACGAAACACAAGGUUGCCCAGAAACUUUCAGUGUUUCGGAACACGAAGAUGACGACGACGUUGAGCCGAUGGAAGUUGAUGGAACCAUCGUUCCGUCGCCCCAGCGAGCAACGCCGACACGUGGCGUAACUCCUUGCGAAAAAUCGACGACUCCACGCAGAAGAUCCUCGAGAAAGUCGAUGCCAACGCCUGGGAAGCGUCUGUUCUUCACCAGCAAAGACACUACGAACGAGGAUCGCAAGGCUGAUGACUCGACGCAACUGGAGCUUCUGAUGGCAAAGAUUCCGCAGGAGAUGUCGGGUUACAUGAAAAAGUUGGCCACCGACAUCAAAGAGAUGAGCCAAUACGAUGCACAGCUGGCGCGGAAUAUCGACGACAUGGAAGCGGUUUUCAAAUCCCGCGAAACUAAGCUCAAGUCAGCUAUUGAAAUCGCCAAGGACAGCUUCAUCUCGUCCGCUCUGCCUCUUCGCCUCGAGACCCUGGACAUGACUCUGCGUAAAGAAGAAUCGCCAAAUGAUAUCGUUGCGAGACUUCACGGAAGUUUUCUCGACAAAACCCAGGAUGCCGGAAACGUGAAUACUGCACAAAAGGAGAACCAGCAGCUGGAGGAUGAGCGCGGGAUGCUGGAAGAAAAGCUGGAGAGUCUCAACAAGAUCAAGAGAGAGAAGGAUGAAUUUCUGGCGAAAAUGCGAAAAGAGGAAGAGGAAGCGCUCGCUCGCCGGGAGGAAAUCAAGCAGGGCUUCGAGCGAAUCGAUGCUCUAAUGAGCAAAAUCAAGCCGAUUCCAAUUUUUGAAUUCUGAUUUCUGAUUUCUCACGCUCUGUAUAAUAUUCUAUUUCUGACACAAUUGAUUUCAUAAAUACAUGUAUAAUAUUUUAUUCAUAGCCUAGGUCUUGCUUAUUAAGUGUCAAUUUCAUUACGUGUACUUUAAUUAUUGGUUUUGAGUAUCUGAAGUUGAGAUCCUAGCUGCUUUGGUCCUUUAUAAAUAUAUGUUUCUUU
Molecule: messenger RNA, 1230 nt
Organism: Caenorhabditis elegans
Lineage: Eukaryota; Metazoa; Nematoda; Chromadorea; Rhabditida; Rhabditidae
Gene: knl-3
Product: Kinetochore NuLl
Exons: 3
Coding region: 2-1033 (343 amino acids)
Source: RefSeq, marked reviewed